AUGAAAUCAAAUCGGGACGAAAAACGAAAUCCAUUCUGGGCGAGCGGACCUGACUUCCUGCUAAAAGACGAGACGCAUUGGCCACCAGCUGAUUCCCAUACAGGAACUGAAGAGGAACUUCGAGCGAAAUUCGUUUUAUAUACUCAUGCAGAAUAUAACUUCUGGGAAAGAUUCUCGUGUUUCACUCGCCUUACGAGAGUCGAUAACAGUCAGCGCGUUCCACGGGACAAGAGGUGUGGACCACUAACCCCAAAUGAGUUAGAAAACGCGGAACUUGCGAUUUGUCGAGCUGCACAGAAGGCUGCCUAUCCCGAGGAGUACAAAAGUUUAAGCAUGAAGAAGCGAUUAGAACGCAGUAGUAAACUAUUGACGCUUUUCCCCUAUAUGGAUGAUGCGGAUGUAAUUCGUGUAAAGGGACGAAUCGACAGCGCGGACACAAUUCCAGUAAGCACUCGAAGGCCCGUUAUUUUGCCUCGAGCACACCACGUCACAGAUCUGAUUGUUAGCCUUUAUCAUCGCCGGUGGAAACACCAAAACGAAGGAACAAUAAUAGCCGGAAUACGCCGAAAAUUUUGGAUACCGCACAUGCGAGUAGCAGAGCGACGGGCUGCGAGAGAAUGUCAGAAAUGCAAAAUUGAUAGAGCUCAACCCGAAACCCCGCUUAUGGGUCCGUUGCCGCAGGAUAUGUUGACGCCAUUUGUGAGGCCAUUUGCCUAUGUAGGCCUAGAUUACAUGGGGCCCUUUUUCGUCACCAUAGGACGGCGCAAGGAGAAGCGUUGGAUUGCGCUCUUUACCUGUUUAACGACUCGCGCAGUACAUAUGGAAGUUGCUAGAGAUCUUAGCACGGACUCUUGCCUGCUAUGUAUACGAAACUUUACGAGUAGACGAGGAACCCCCGUUCGCAUACGUUCCGACAACGCUACGAACUUUAUCGGAGAGGACAACGAACUUCAAAGACAACUCGCUGAUUUUGACUCCGGAAAAAUUGCUGACACUUUGGCGAACAAACGCAUAGAAUCGGUAUUCAACACUCCGUUAAACCCUCACGCUGGAGGAUGUUGGGAGCGUUUAGUGCGCAGCGUAAAACGAGCCAUGGGGCAUGCGCUCUAUAACGAAAACCUGCAAGAGCACUGCCUUUAUAGCCUGAUGUGUGAAGCGGAGAAUAUGGUUAACUCGCGGCCGCUAACCCAUAUACCAAUAGACACCCCCACCGACGAACCCAUAACCCCGAAUCACUUUCUUUCAGGUACAGCUAACACCGAGCAGACGCCUCAUCCACGGGAAGAGGAGCACCGUGCUUCUAGAAAGCAAUGGAGGAAGGUACAACAAGCGCAGCACCGUUUCUGGAAGAAAUGGAUUUCCGAGUAUCUCCCGGAUCUGUGCCGCCGGACCAAAUGGUAUCAGCCUGUACAACCGUUGCGUAUUGGAGACGUCGUGCUAGUUGUGGAUAGCAACAUACAUCGUUCUCGAUAG
Rhagoletis pomonella (apple maggot) is the source of this 1473-nucleotide messenger RNA. RefSeq lists its product as uncharacterized. The coding region runs from base 1 to 1473 and encodes 490 amino acids. Gene Ontology annotation, molecular function: nucleic acid binding. The record is from RefSeq and is a predicted model, not a curated record. The transcript has a single exon. Lineage: Eukaryota; Metazoa; Arthropoda; Insecta; Diptera; Tephritidae. Gene Ontology annotation, biological process: DNA integration.